Messenger RNA from Rotaria socialis, 1026 nucleotides. The record is from the annotation of a GenBank genome assembly. NCBI's taxonomy places the organism in Eukaryota, Metazoa, Rotifera, Eurotatoria, Philodinida, Philodinidae.
AUGCAACAGCGCAGAUAUUUUGCUGUUAUUCCUUUUAUUUCAACAAUGGCGACAGCCAUGCAAACAGGAGUAGAAGCCUACUAUGUUCCUCGGAAUACAUUCGUCCCACAAACAACGGCCAAGUCUCUUGAUUUAGAUUCAUUGCCAGAAAUUAAAGGUGCAAGAGCUCGCAGAGUUCCUGCCGGGGCGAAAUUUGCAUGCAAACCGUUGAUAGCAGUUGGGUUCUUGGUAGUAGCUGCAGCUGCUGUUGCUAUUGCAGUCCCGUUUCUGUUAGCACGACUAGUACCUCAACAACAUCAACGUCAACGACUAGCACUACCACUACCUCGACAACAUCAACAACAUCAACAACAAGUACAACGACUACUACAACAACAACUACAACAACUACUACAACAACAAGUACAACGACUACCACAACAACAACCACAACAUCAACGACAAGCACUACGACAACAUCAACGACAAGCACUACGACAACAUCCACAACAACGUCAACAACAACCAGCACUACCAGCACAUCAACAACAUCGACGACCUCAACAUCAACGACAACAACUAGAACAACUUCAACAACUACGACCACCUCCACAACAACAACAAGUACAGCAGCGCCAACAACUUGGCCAUAUACUGCAACGACAGUUACUUGUAGUAGCACUACAGCAACUUGUAACAUGUGCAACUACCACAACACUUGUUGCUAGCUGUCAAAGUUAUGAAGUAUCAUGGAAUAAUCGUUGCUACUAUUUAGAUGGAUCAACCGGUGUUUGUGCCAGUGGCUAUACUCUAGGAACGAAUGCUGUUUUAACCUGUAUAGCAACACAAUUUGUUGGAAAAACAUACCGCAGUGUAACAUCGAGUAACUGCUGUAUUUGGACAGCGGAUACUUAUGAGUGUUAUGGAAUGAGUUCAAACUGUAAUUCAGCUGGAACAUUUAGUGCAGGACCAGUGGUUAAUGGUGCUGGCUGUGCAAAUGCACAGAAUCAUAUGUCUGGACAGUUGACAUUCUGCGGUAAAGUUUGA